AUGGUAUUUCUUAAGAGAAGUGCUGUGAGCUUUUUCUCACUUUUCCCUUUGGAAGUUCGAUUUGACGAGUUUUCCUAAAAAACGACAUUUUGGGAGAUAUUUUGUUUUGCAAAAACUUUUUCGUCUCUUUCUUCAUUUAAAUUUGUUCGUUAUAAUUAUAUACACAUUAAAAAUCUUCGAAAACUUGCGAGAACCUAGGAAAAACAUCAUUUAAUGGUCUUUUUCCAACCACUAAAUCCACAAAACUUGACUCUCAUUCUCGCGCCCCUAUUGCAAUAAACCGUGCCGCUGUUGCAGUCAGCCACGCCUACUGACCACAGCUGCCGCUCGUUUGGGAACACUGUGUUACCGGCGCUUCUAAGAAAAGGAUAAAAAAAUAGUCAAAAAUCGCUCGUUUCACAGCAAUCGAUUAAUCCCUUAAGGGAGCACUCAUACCUUUGAAAUUGUCCAAACCCAGUUGAGCCUUAGGAAAUCACUUGAAACUAGUGAAAAGUAGACAAACCUAGGCAAUUCCUGAGGCUCAAGUGGGCUUGGACACUUCUGGCAAUUUAAACCCUUAAGGGAGCACUCAGACCUUUGAAAUUGUCCAAACCCAGUUGAGCCUUAGGAAAAAAUUUUUUUUAAUGUUCAUUUUUCGGCCGAUACUUUUCCCAACCUGGAUUUUCCAAACCGUCAAUACAUUUCUUUUUUUUCAUCAUUGAAUUGAUUCUCCAGAUAGCACCUUUCUUCCGGUCUGCUCAUUUUUGACCGGUUCCAUAUGAUCUUAGUAUAUAAAUUUCGCAUUUCAGAAGUUCGUGACCUAUGACGAACAAUUGGCGGCUUUCUUCCGCUUGGGUGUGAACCUGGCGAACACCGUAAACACCGCGGACUUCUUCACCGUGACCUACAUUCCAACGUAUAGUAACAUUUAUGUUUAAAAAAAAUAAAAAAAUUUUUUUGCAGGGUCAAGUUCUAUCCGUUUGGGUCGGCUCGUUCCCCCUACCAAUCCAAAUACAAGCCAAGUAGGUCUUGACGGAUUUUUGGUCCACGAAAUCUUCAUUGAGUUUCGUAGGGUGCGCGAAUGUCUCUACAAGCAGCACGGAUUGCAGUAAGUCACAAAUAAAACAAAAUUAUGAAUUAAUAUCACGUCAAGUUAUUUCAAAUGAUUUAAGAAAAGAGAAGGAUUAGUUUUCAGAGUUCUUUCAUCAUAUUAUUUGCCUUUACAUGAGCGAGUUGUGGUUUUUUUAAUGCUAUGAGUUCAAAAAAACAAAUAUUAAACAUGAAACAUAGGUAGGGACCGCAGAGCCACGCCCACUUCGCUGUUCAAAAAAAACUUCGUCAUUUUUCGUUGCAUUUUGGUUCUUUUUUUAUAUUUUUAAAACAGUUUUUCUUGUACCGAUUUGAGAAAAAAAAUUGGGGAAACAUACAAUCGGCUAUGCUUAACAAUCCUACAUAAAAAGAAAAAUACUGAAAAAAAUGAGAAAUAAGAAUGUACGACGACAGUUUUUUUAAAACGCAUUUGUGGCCGAAAACGGAUAAAAAAAUCCCUGUUUUUUUCUUGAAAGUUUCUGGGCGACUUUUUUUAUUCUUGAGUAUCAUAAGGCAACUAACUACGCAUAUUCUGGCAAAAAAAAUAAAAAAAUUUUAUGGUUGGCCUCAAAAAAAUAACGCAAUUUGAAAAUCACGAUUUUUCGAAAUUCCUUAUUUUUCGAAAAAAACGCAAUCGAUAAUUACUGAUUAUAUUUUUUUAAACGGUUGUUUGCAGUUUUUUUGCAAAUUUUAAAAAAAUAGAAAACUAAAGCUUUUCAUCGAUUAUAUAGUUUAUAUGAAAGCUUAAAAUUUCCGUUUUUUUGUAACGCUUUGAAAACGGCCCAAAGGGUUCUGGGCAAGUUUUUUUUAUUUCAUAAUAUCAAACAUUAGACAUUUCUCUACAACAUAUCAAAAAAUAAAAAAAUUCCUAGGAUGGCCCGAAAAGUAUGGUUAAUUUAAACGCUCGAAAGUUAUUUUUAAAACUGCGCGUCGCUGGAAAUCUGCAGACACCGCGAAGGCCACGAAAUUUUUUUCGAAAGCGUGAAGAAGAUUUUUUUAAAAUUAUUUAUGUAUUCUAUUCAAGUUUUUCUCAUUUUAUUGUGGCUUUAUAGUUGCUUUUUACUCAUUUCAUAAUUGGAAUCUUUUUUUCCUAUAUCAUUAUAUCCAUUAUAGCAGCGAGAAAAAGUAUUAAAUUUCACUUUUACUCAACUUUUUUUGAAUUUUUUUCAGAAUGUCAAGUAAAGAAUUCUAAAAAAAUUGUCUACGUACACUCCAUGUAGACGCACAAACUUCAGAGAAAAAAAAUAAAAGAAGUAGAAAAUCAAAAAGUAAAAAAACGCUUUCGCCUUAAAAAAACUCUCUGAAAAAAAGGACUUGGUGAUUAUUUACAUAUUUUUUUCAGUAAAUUUCUUAGUAGACUGUUACAUUUUUCAAUUCGGUCUGAUGCUGUUCGUCCUUCGCAGAGGUCUAUUUUGUCGGUUAUUUUUCUUUUUUUACGAAAUGCAUUGAAACCUUCUUCAAAACUCGCUUUUUCAGCAGCGUGAGUGCUUGAAGAGUAGGCUGAUAUUGAAAAAGAGCAAUAUUCAAUAUGAAAACUCUAAUAUUUCAUUUAAAAACUUCUAAAAAAACUCAAAUAAAUAUGUUUUUCGAAACGUCUCCUGCGUGAAUUAACGCGCAGCAAGGAGCGCGCGGCAUCUAUAAACACGCCCCUUUUCCUGCGACCCUGACGAAAGUUUCUACACAAAAGUGGUUCCCCCGAUUUCGCCACUUUUUUGCUUAUAACUUUUUUAAUUUUUCAUAUUUUUCUUUUCUGUUUUCGCAGUUAGCUCUCGAUUGCCAUCAGCUUUCUUUUCAUAUAGGUUUCAACUUUAUAUCACUGACUUUGGAAAUUGGCCUGCGGUCCCUAAACAUAGGAGUUCCCGAAAUUCGAGUUUUUCUUUUAAAAAAACUUUCAGCCACGAAAUCGUCAUCACCGGUGGUCCGGCAGAAGACAUCGCGCAGCUUCUCGCCGCAAGCAAGUGCGUCAUAUGCACGAACGGGUUUGUUUCAUAUCAUGUUCAUAUCGUUAUCAAUGUUUCAGGAUUCUCAAAACAUCCCUUCAAAACGUCGCCAAAGAAAUCUUGGCAAAGAUCGCCGCUUUCUUAAUGGUCCGAAGCCAUCGUUCCUUCCCAACCGUCCCACUCGGGAAAAUCAUCGUGAGUUUUUAUUUUAUUACGAAAUUAACCGAAAACACAUUUUAGGUGGACCCGAUCUCCGAAGAGGCCGAAUUCGUGCCAAUUCAGGUAGCUUUUGUCGGGAUUUAUAUUAAUGAAGUUGAAAUGAAAACUAAACAGGAAGAAUUCUGACGACCUUUGAAAUUGUCCAAACCCAGUUGCGUUUGGAAAAAAAACCUUUUCAUGUUGUGAGAAAGGUGUUGUAGGAGUUUCAACUUAGUUAAGGGGGAAAAUUUUGAAUUUCGGGACAUAGAAAUUUUCAGGCAGUUUGGUCCACUUGCUGAAGAAUGUGAAAAAAGUGUCCGCGUUUGGAAAAAAAACUUUUUCAUGUUGUGAGCUUAGACCGGAACUUUUAGACCUGUUAAAGUGUUGAAAUCGUUUGAAAUUUCAAUUUUUUAAGGCAAACGUUCCCAAAGAACCUCCGAGUAAGAAGUCGAAGGCAAACGAGAACGCCACCGGAAUGGAAUCCUCGGAUUCGUCUGAGGAGUCCGACACCGAAACCACCGAGGUGAAAAGCGUGGGGUUUUUUUAAAAAAAGAAAAUUGAGAUUUAAAGAUUCUCGCACAAAGAAAGAAAACAAAAAACCAAAAAUUAAACGGGAAGAACAGAAUCUGACAAAUUCUCACAACACCCAGUUGCGUUUGGAAAAAAAAUCUUUCAUGUUGUGAGAAAGGUGUUGUAGGAGUUUCAACUUAGUUAAGGGGGAAAAUUUUGAAUUUCGGGACAUAGAAAUUUUCGGGCAUUUUAGGUGCACCCACGAGACACUGAACUGCAUCUGGGGUACGGUGCAGUGUAGUGUGUCAUGGGUGCAUCUACCCUAGUGCACUGGAUUGCACCAGGGGUGCGGUUUAAACUCUUAAGGGAGCACUCAGACUUUUGAAAUUGUCCAAACACGGUUGAGCCUCAGGAAACCACUGGAAACUUGUGAAAAAUAGGCAAACUCGGGCGAUUUGUAGUUGAACCCUUGAGCGAGCACUUAGACCGGAACUUUUAGACCUGUUAAAGUGUUGAAAUUGUUUGAAAUUUCAAUUUUUUCAGGCAAAAGUUCCCAAAAAACCUCCGAGUAAGAAGUCAAAGGCAAACGAGAACGCCACCGGAAUGGAAUCCUCGGAUUCGUCUGAGGAGUCCGACAACGAAACCACCGAGGUGAAAAGCGUGGGGUUUUUUUUAAAAAAGAAAAUUGAGAUUUGAAGAUUCUGGCACAAAGAAAGAAAACAAAAAACCAAAAAUUAAACGGGAAGAACAGAAUUUGACAAAAUUUCAAUUUUUUCGCUUUAGCCGCCUGCGAUCUCGCACUCGAGGGCCGCCCAGUCGCCGUCGAGGCGAACUCCUCGUCGAAAAGUUCCUCCUUCUCCGAAAAGAGGGUCCGGAACCGACCGAAGUCCGGUUGGUUUUUUUUUUACUUCCUUAACGGGAACUUUCAAACCUUUGAAAGUGUCCAAACUCAGUUGAAAUUUUUGGAAAUUUGCCGAAGAAAAUUGAGAUUUGAAGAUUCUGGCACAAAGAAAGAAAACAAAAAACCAAAAAUUAAACGGGAAGAACAGAAUUUGACAAAAUUUCAAUUUUUUCGCUUUAGGCGCCUGCGAACUCGCAGUCGAGGGCCGCCCAGUCGCCUUCGAGGCGUAUUCCUUGGAGAAAAGUCUUCUCCUCCCCGAAGAAAACUCCGGAAAGAGCUCCCGACCAAAGUCCGGUUGGCUUUUUUUUACUUCCUUAACGGGAACUUUUAAACCUGUGAAAGUGUCCAAACUCAGUUGAAAUUUUUGGAAAUUUGCCGAAGAAAAUUGAGAUUUGAAGAUUCUGGCACAGAUGGAGAUUUUACAGAUCCCCAACGAAAAAGAGCUCGGCGAGAAGAUGGUCGAGGAGAACGCGGCUAAACAGGACGCCGCUGAUGAAUCUUGGAUGGUUCGUAAAAAAAAUUAACUGGAAAUUGAAAUUUUUGAUUUUUGAAGCACAAUUGCGCUAAUAAACUUUUUAUCACAAGUUUUUUUGAGGAGCUUUGAUAAUAAAUAAAAAAAAUUAGAAAAAAAAUGAGAAUAUCCUCAUUUUUUCAGCCGGAUGCGGCAGAGCGCGCAAAGUUUCCCAAGGUGUACAGGACGGGAAGUUUGUGCAAAAAGUGGGUUUGCACCAUUGAAGGCUGCCCUGGAUACGCGGCAGCGAGUUACAUCUCGUGCUGUCGGAAAGUUUAUCAUUAUGGGUGCCUCCAGGAGAGGGCCCUUAUCGUCCCUUUUAAGUGCGAUUCCAACCGUCACCACGCCAAAUAG
This is a messenger RNA of Caenorhabditis auriculariae, 5482 nucleotides long. NCBI's taxonomy places the organism in Eukaryota, Metazoa, Nematoda, Chromadorea, Rhabditida, Rhabditidae. The record is from the annotation of a GenBank genome assembly.